CGCGUCUGUUGCUAGGAACUCUUCUGCCUCGGAAUCCUGUUGCCAAAGCAGCGGCGGAUCCGUUUCCCACACGGACUGCAUAUCCAAAAUGGCAGCGCCCAGGCCGGUGUGUAAUGUAUUCAGAUUUCGGGAUGCCAGAGCGGUUCCGGACCCCGUACAUGCCCCGGUGGCAGAGGGACCGGCCGUACUGGUGUUAGAUAACGGCUCCUUCCAACUGCGAGCGGGAUGGGCGGGACUGGGACCCAGUUUGCAGCUGCGCUCAGUGGUGGCCCGAAGCCGCGGUGGUCCUCGCAGCCUGAGCCGGGUGGGGAAUGACAUACCGAGCCUGGAGCCGCUGCGCUGGCUGCUCCGGACACCGUUUGACAGGAACUUGCCGGUGAAUCUAGAGCUGCAGGAGCUUCUGUGUGAUCACGUGUUCCAAAGACUAGGAGUGACGUCAGAGGGCUGUGUUGAUUACCCCCUUGUGUUUACUGAAGCACCGUGCACCCCACUUCAUGUAAGGCAGAUGGUGUCUGAACUCCUGUUCGAGUGCUACCAGGUGCCCAAAGUGUCAUUCGGAAUUGAUGGUCUGUACAGCUUCUAUCGCAACAAAAAAGAAGAGUUUCCCACCAGUGGGCUUGUUGUGUCAUCUGGAUACCACUGUACACAUAUACUUCCCUUUCUGAAUGGCAGGCUGGAUGCCAAGAACAUCAAACGCAUGAACCUUGGAGGCUUCCAGGCUGUGACUUAUCUCCAUCGCCUGCUACAGCUGAAGUAUCCAGGACAUCUCUCGGCUAUUACACUGAGCCGCAUGGAGGAGAUUUUGCACGAGCACUGCUAUGUUCCAGAUGAUUAUAUGGAAGAGCUCCAAAAGUGGCGUUGCCCAGAUUACUAUGAGCAGAAUGUACACAAGAUGCAGUUGCCUUUUUCCUCUAAGCUCCUGGGCACCGCUGUGCCAUCAGAGGAGAAGCAUGAGCGCAGGCAGCAGCAGCUAAGACGCCUUCAGGAACUGAAUGCACGACGCAGGGAAGAAAAGCUUCAGCAGGACCAGGAACGACUAGACAGACUGCUCUAUGUGCAGGAACUUCUGGAAGAUGGACAAGUGGAGCAAUUCCACAAAUCCCUGGUGGAACUGAAUAUGGACUCUGCUGAGGAGCUGCAGUCUUACAUUCACAAGUUAAAUGUAGCUAUUGAGCAGGGAAGGCAGCGAUUACUGGGGGAUGCAAUAGACGGGAAACCACAGACACCAGAAACGAUGGGAGCAGAACAAGAAGAUAUGGAAGGGAUUUCAGAGCUUGAACCUCUUUAUUCUGAGGAGCAAAUGGAACUUGAGAAGACUACACCAACCGUCCAGGCCAUGUUUAACAUUGCAGAAUACCAUCAGAUGUACCUGGGCACCGAGAGGAUUCGUGUGCCUGAGGUCUUGUUUCAGCCAUCACUAAUUGGAGAAGACCAGGCUGGUUUGGCUGAGACAAUGCAAUAUAUAUUGGACCGGUACCCACAGGAAGUACAGCAGGAACUAGUACAGAAUGUCUUUUUAACAGGAGGGAAUGUGAUGUACCCUGGAAUGCAGGCCCGGAUGGAAAAGGAACUGCUGCAAAUGAGGCCAUUUGGUUCCACUUUUCAUGUUUACCGGGCCACUCAUCCUGUUCUUGACUCUUGGCAUGGUGCCUCUGACUGGGCUCUACAAAACCUGGAGGUUGAGGAGGGCUGGAUAAACCGUAAGGACUAUGAGGAAAUGGGAGGAGAGUAUGUGAAGGAGCAUUUUGCAUCCAAUCUCUACACUGCCAUCCGCCUGCCCAAACCUGCACCACGUAGUGCAGCAGCAUCCACUAGUCAGGAGACCGAAAAUGUUCCACAGACCAGUUCUGGUGCUGCUCCAUUAUAGGGGAGCAAUGCUGUACAUUUAUUAAGAGAUCUGGAUUUAGAUGAAUUGGACAUUACACUAGGACUCCAGAAAGGCAGAUAUUCCAUCAUCAGGAAGAAGAGAAUCUGAAUGAUGCUGCAUUAGGAAAUCUAUAAAUGGUCAAUGUGCAGUGUAACAAUGAUAUACCUUUUUUACAAAGACCUGUUAGAUAUUGGACCUUUCAGAGCCUUUUUUUUUUUUGUAUGUAUAUUUAUUUAUUUUUGUAAUAAAUCUGGAAACAAUCUAAAGUCAGCACAAUGUACAUGCAAUCAAAGAUCUAUAGCAUAA
This is a messenger RNA of Pseudophryne corroboree (corroboree frog), 2173 nucleotides long. RefSeq names its product actin related protein 5 (gene ACTR5). The record is from RefSeq and is a predicted model, not a curated record. Lineage: Eukaryota; Metazoa; Chordata; Amphibia; Anura; Myobatrachidae. Gene Ontology annotation, biological process: regulation of DNA-templated transcription. The transcript is spliced from 9 exons. The coding region runs from base 89 to 1867 and encodes 592 amino acids. Gene Ontology annotation, cellular component: Ino80 complex; cytoplasm.